AUGCAUGACAUGUACCUACCAGACGCUACCAGACGCUCUAAAUAAAAAGCAAUAUUGGCAUAAUGAAACUGUUCCACCUCUGAACUCUUCAUUUUAUUUGUAUUUCAAUAUGUUAGGUACAUUUUUUUAAUCAAUCUAACCCUGUGACACUGUUUGGUAAUCUAUAUUCUCAUUCCUUGGCAACACCUAAGGGCUGAGCCAUGGCCCCGAGAAAAAACAAAGUUGCUAAAGAGGAGGUCCAGGUGACCCUCGGGCCCCAGCAUUUAGUGGGCGAAACAGUGUUUGGUGUAGCACACAUUUUCGCUUCAUUCAAUGACACAUUCGUUCAUGUUACUGAUUUAUCCGGCCGGGAAACUAUCGCCCGUGUCACUGGUGGCAUGAAGGUGAAGGCUGACCGUGAUGAAGCGUCACCCUACGCUGCUAUGUUGGCGGCACAGGAUGUAGCAGAGAAAUGCAAAACUCUUGGCAUAACGGCCUUGCACAUAAAGCUCCGUGCUACUGGUGGAAACAAAACAAAGACCCCUGGUCCUGGUGCUCAGUCUGCACUUCGGGCUCUUGCUCGUUCAAGUAUGAAGAUUGGCCGCAUUGAAGAUGUCACCCCCGUACCAUCAGACUCGACCCGUAGGAAGGGUGGCCGAAGAGGACGCAGGCUGUAAUCUGCUUUUAGGUUAAGUUCAAUGUGGACUUUCAAUAAAGAAGUUUACACAACAAA
Messenger RNA from Bombyx mori (domestic silkworm), 712 nucleotides. It is a transcript of the gene RpS14, whose product is annotated as ribosomal protein S14. The coding region runs from base 201 to 656 and encodes 151 amino acids. The record is from RefSeq and is a predicted model, not a curated record. Gene Ontology annotation, cellular component: ribosome; cytosolic small ribosomal subunit. Gene Ontology annotation, molecular function: structural constituent of ribosome. Gene Ontology annotation, biological process: translation; ribosomal small subunit assembly. The transcript is spliced from 3 exons. Lineage: Eukaryota; Metazoa; Arthropoda; Insecta; Lepidoptera; Bombycidae.